Molecule: messenger RNA, 1418 nt
Organism: Cicer arietinum (chickpea)
Lineage: Eukaryota; Viridiplantae; Streptophyta; Magnoliopsida; Fabales; Fabaceae
Biological process (GO): regulation of DNA-templated transcription
Molecular function (GO): DNA-binding transcription factor activity; DNA binding
Source: RefSeq, a predicted model, not a curated record
GAGUAUGGUCUUCCAAAGAAUGACAUGUUCAUAAGUACUGUCUUUAAAAAGACCCUUCAAAAACAAACCAUUCAACAUUCAUCAUAACAUAAACCUUUCACUUCUCUUUCAACAUGUCAACUUCUAAAAGCUCAGAAGAUUCAUCAUUCAAAGGAAAAAAUGAAACAAACCAAACACAAAUGUGUCUAACACUACUUCAAAGGAACACAUCACCACCUUGUAGUGGUGAAAAAAGAGGAAGAAGGAAACAAACAGAACCAGGUAGGUUUCUUGGUGUAAGAAGAAGACCUUGGGGUAGAUAUGCUGCUGAAAUUAGAGACCCUACAACUAAAGAAAGACAUUGGCUUGGUACUUUUGAUACUGCUCAAGAAGCUGCUCUUGCUUAUGACAGAGCUGCUAUUUCCAUGAAAGGAAAUCAAGCUAGAACUAAUUUCAUUUACUCUGAUCAUAGUACUAUCAAUUUUCAUACACUUGUUUCUUCUCCUAUCAAUCAUGUUCAACUUCAAGUUCAGCCUCUCUUGCAACCCUCACAAAUUCUUAAUAACACUAUUACUACUCAAACAAAACAACAAAUCAAUCAAAAUAGCUUUUCUCAUCACCUUAACAAUGAAAACCUCUCUACAUUGAACAAUGACAUGAUUGUGAGUGUUGAUAAUGAAAAAACAACAAAUAAAUCAUCAGCUCAUUCUCAUGAUGAUAAUUUCUUCUUUUCAAGUGAUUCUUCUAACUCUGGCUAUCUUGAAUGCAUAGUUCCUGAUAACUGUUUUAAUCCUGCUUCUUCUAACCGUUCAAACUCAAGAAACAGCAAUGUAAGUGUUUCAAGUGAUCAAAAAUUUACAUCUAAGGUUGAAAGUAACCAAGUUUCAAUGGAGGGUCAAUCACAUUUUGGCAUUACUUCUUUUUCUGAAGAAAUGCCAUCAAGGGUCUCUAACUUUUCUAAUUAUUAUCCGAGUGAUGAAAUUAUCGGUCAAGAAUUUUGGGAUUGGAACUCAAGUGAACUUUCAGCUAUAUUUAACAACAACUCAUUAAGUGUUGAAGAUGAAUGCUGCAUGGAUACAACAUUUUAUCCUAAUUAUCCUAUGAUGAUUGAAGCUCUAAGUCCAAGCUAUGGAAUAAUGAAUGAACAAGCUGCUUCUUCAACUAAUUGUUCUCCAUCACUUGAUUUGGGAUACAAUCUCUUUUGAGUUUUCUAGAUAAGGUGCAUUUGCAUAUACUAAGGAGUGUUUAGCUCUUGUCUACUUGCAUUGCAUUGCAUGCACUAGUACUUUUUUGUUUUUGAUUUUGUUUUUCUAGUAACUUGGGUCUAGCUUUAGCUAGCUAGAUGUAACUAUUUUGUUCUCUAAUCGUGUGAGGUGUGUCAUUAUAAUAUUUAUAUUAUCGUAAUUAUAAAAAACAUCUUUAGAUGUAUAAUUUGUCUA